ACAAUUUUGGACGAACUCGACCACCGUACUCGAUACCCUUUCCCCUCUAUCUCACUAUGAUGGUUUUUUUUUCUUUCUAACUUUUAGCUACUAUAGCUAAGUUUGUACCUUCAUUUUGCAGUGCCUUUACACAGACAGUCAUUAUAUAUAUUUUUUCCGUUUUCCAUCAUGUUCACGACCACCGGUUCCCGAGGGCUCGAUAAGGCCCCCCUGUCUAAAGGUCUCCUCCUGGUCCUCAGUGGUCUGACUGUCGUGCUAACCCUCCUGCCACAGUACAAUCACCUGUUCACCUACAGCCUGCAGGCCAUCACGUUGCAGCACCAGGUAUGGCGGUUAGUGUGUGGCAGACUGAUCUGUCUGGACCUAAAGGACACCUUCUGCAACAGUCUGCUCAUCUACAACUUCCGCAUCUUGGAGAGACGGUUCGGCAGCAGAAAAUUUGCUUCCUUCCUGUUUGGGACGUGGGUGCUCACUGCACUGGUGGACUUCCUGCUGUCCGAAGCGUUUCACUACCUGUUUGACUACCAGGUGUCUGAGCUGCCUGCUGGACUGCUAGGCCCAGUGUUCAGCCUGUUUGUACCUUUCUACUCCUCCAUCCCCAAGGUUCCAGUCACUCAACUCCUUGGUCAGAUCUCCAUAACUAACAAGUCCCUGGUUUACAUUGUAGGCCUGCAGCUCCUGACCUCCAGUCCGUUCAUGUGGCUCGUUGCUCUCAGUGGACUGGUCUCUGGGAAGCUGUACCACGGAAACGCUCUGAGGGUGCAGCGGCUGCUCUUCGUACCCCGGUGGCUGUCCCGUGUAGGGGCCUUCGUCCUGGAGCCCCUGUUCUCCGGGCCCCCGCCCCCCAAUGAACCCCCCCUGGGUAUGGGGGCUACUCUGGACAUCCAGAGACAGCAGAGGAUGGAUCUCCAUGAUCAACAGAUGCUGCUGGCCCAGUUCCAUCAGGCCAGGAGGAACCACAGACCACCACAGAAUGGCCUAAUGAACUGGAACAGGUUUUUCCCAUCGCUGAGACACAGAGGACAGAACCUUCCCCCAGAGCUGCAGCCACACCCCUCUCCACCGCUGCAGCCACACCCCUCUCCACCGCUGCAGCCACACCCCUCUCCACAGCAGCUCCACCCCACAGCUCCUCCACUGCUGGAGCCCACAGCUCCUCCCUUGGUCAACACUCCUGUAGCUGAAGAACAGGUGAGCACUGUUGCCAGAUUGAUGGAGAUGGGCUUCUCCAGAAUAGAUGCUCAGGAUGCCCUCAGAGCGUCCAACAACGACAUCAACGUGGCAACCAACUUUCUACUGCAGCAUUUAGGGUAGGGAGGAGUUUGAAAGAUGUAGAACCUGAGAGAGUAAAACAACAGAGGGAACAGAAUGAAGAGUGGGUCUGAUCCAGUGAGCAGGGUCCUGGGGGUUUGAGGCCAGGGGGACCGGCCUGCUCUGGAGCUCCAGAGGACUACACAGAGAAUAACUCAACACAGACUACACAAUUACUAGGAGGAAAGGAGAGAGGAGGACAGUAAUGCUGCUGCUGUCCACCGUGCUUCCUGAAGGGUGAAUAGGGCUGUCCACAGUGCUUCCUGGUAGUGGGUACACAGCCCUGUUCCAGAUAGUUUGGAUACUCUGUCCUGUUCCAGAUAGUUUGAAUACUCUGUCCUGUCACCUUGCUGCUGAGGGACAGAAGAUGGAGGAUCAGAAGGCUGCUAUACUCAGGGCUUGUUGCAUCUAGUGUCUUCUCUAUACUCUAGCAUUACCGUGGUUCAUUACUACUUCCUCCACCUCACACACACACACACACACACACACACACACACACACACACACACACACACACACACACACACACACACACACACACACACACACACAUUUGCCAGUCCCUAAAGGUUUUCUUUUGUGUCAUUUGUCCAUGGACAGUGAAUACAGGAGUUUGUUUGACUUCUGCAGAAUUCAUCUAAAAUCUUAAAGGGGUUUGAAAUGAGGAGAAUAUACUAAAUUAUGGAAACUGUCAAUCUUGUAUACUCAAUGAAAAACAUCUGCACAUGUAAUACUUAGUGGAUGGCUUGUAUGUUUAGCUGCUCAGUGGCUACAUUCUGGUUAACUACACUAUGGAAUAAAAUCAUGGUGACAAGAUAUUAAUUAUUUAAACUGAUUCACUAGUUUUUCACAAAAUCAUUGAGGAUUUAACACUUAUUUAUAUAAUUUUUAUUUACUUUUUGUUUUAUGUGACUGACUGUAUAAACAGAGGUGUGCUUGUUGUUUGGUUAACCUAUGCCUGUGUGUAGUGUCAUUAUGCUACAGAUUACAAAUGAUUAACAAUUUAACAAACUGCUUCCAACCACUGAAAUAUAUGCAAUGUGCUCUGCUGUGGUAACCGUGCUGCCCAUACAGCGUUACAACAGUAUAAUGGCCUAAUGAAUAAACCUACCUCUCACCUUCA
Oncorhynchus kisutch (coho salmon) is the source of this 2434-nucleotide messenger RNA. RefSeq names its product ubiquitin-associated domain-containing protein 2. The transcript has 9 exons. Bases 169 to 1314 code for a protein of 381 amino acids. The record is from RefSeq and is a predicted model, not a curated record. Gene Ontology annotation, molecular function: serine-type endopeptidase activity; protein binding. NCBI's taxonomy places the organism in Eukaryota, Metazoa, Chordata, Actinopteri, Salmoniformes, Salmonidae.